ACCUAAACUCCUUCUUCCCCUCACUCUCACGUGCCCCGCCUUCUCCUUCUCCUUCUUCACGCCGUCCCCUGUUCCCUUUCAACAGCUCAGUGUCGCCGCCGCCUCUGUCCCGUUCAGUUCUGCCGCCGCCAUCUUUCUUCCGCUCGUACCGCCGAAAGCUCAUCCUAGCAGUUGUAGAUCAUAGCAAGGAAAAAAGAUGAACAAGGACAAAAUAUUUAAGCUAGCCAAGGGCUACAGAGGAAGGGCCAAGAAUUGCAUAAGGAUUGCUAGAGAGCGAGUGGAGAAGGGUCUCCAGUAUUCCUACAGGGAUCGUCGCAAUAAGAAGCGGGACAUGCGCUCCCUUUGGAUACAACGCAUCAAUGCUGGCACACGCCUUCAUGGGGUGAACUAUGGCAAUUUUAUGCAUGGGCUGAUGAAGGAGAACGUUCAACUAAAUAGAAAAGUAUUAUCAGAGCUCUCAAUGCACGAGCCUUACAGUUUCAAGGCCCUGGUAGACAUCUCUCGCAAUGCAUUUCCUGGAAACAAGAAUGUAGUAUUUCCCCCCAAGAAGGAUGCUGCUUCCAUGAUUGUUUAAUGGAUUGUUUACGAGUUCUCUAGAUCUUCAGUUAUAUAGAAACAGACUUGGGAUGUUUAUCUGGCUUAUGAUGAGAGUUAAUGCUUGUUGUUGAGCGUAAUUCUUUUCAUUUCUAUUGUUGUAUUAAUUCUCCUAAUGUUGUCGGACACUGAAAGGCUUGUCCAUUUGAAAUGAUAAAAGUUUCUUGGAUGCUUUAGUUUUAAA
This is a messenger RNA of Benincasa hispida (wax gourd), 778 nucleotides long. RefSeq lists its product as uncharacterized. Gene Ontology annotation, biological process: translation. The record is from RefSeq and is a predicted model, not a curated record. Gene Ontology annotation, molecular function: structural constituent of ribosome; rRNA binding. Lineage: Eukaryota; Viridiplantae; Streptophyta; Magnoliopsida; Cucurbitales; Cucurbitaceae. Gene Ontology annotation, cellular component: ribosome.